Lotus japonicus is the source of this 1188-nucleotide messenger RNA. RefSeq names its product rac-like GTP-binding protein ARAC7. Lineage: Eukaryota; Viridiplantae; Streptophyta; Magnoliopsida; Fabales; Fabaceae. Gene Ontology annotation, cellular component: cell cortex; cytoplasmic vesicle; cell projection. The record is from RefSeq and is a predicted model, not a curated record. Bases 270 to 902 code for a protein of 210 amino acids. Gene Ontology annotation, molecular function: GTP binding; GTPase activity; protein kinase binding. Gene Ontology annotation, biological process: small GTPase-mediated signal transduction; establishment or maintenance of cell polarity; regulation of actin cytoskeleton organization. The transcript has 8 exons.
AUGAAAAAGUGCAGCAACAACAACAUUUGACCACAUGCAUUGCAGUGUCUCUCUCUCCCUCUCACCAAUUUUUUUAUUCCUUGAAAAUUGGUCAAGGUCCUAUUAUCUAUUUAUCUCACACCCUUUAAUGCAACCCAGAGAUCAGAAUCCAGACCCUCUUUCUCCAUUUCCUUCUUCUUCACAUUUUCUUUGAGCUUAUAAAAUCCAACUUUUGAGGUCUUUCUAUAUUUAGAACAGGUGUUAGUGUCUGUAGCUGCUUAAUCUUAGUUAUGAUGAGUGCUUCAAAGUUCAUUAAAUGUGUCACUGUUGGGGAUGGAGCUGUUGGGAAAACCUGCAUGCUCAUUUGCUACACCAGCAACAAGUUCCCCACUGAUUACAUACCCACAGUAUUUGAUAACUUUAGUGCUAAUGUAGCUGUGGAUGGAAGCAUUGUCAAUUUGGGGCUUUGGGACACAGCAGGCCAGGAAGACUAUAGUAGGUUGAGGCCACUGAGCUACAGGGGAGCAGACAUAUUUGUGUUGGCAUUCUCAUUGAUUAGCAGAGCUAGCUAUGAAAAUGUUCUCAAGAAGUGGAUGCCAGAAUUGCGUAGAUUUGCACCUAAUGUUCCAAUUGUUCUUGUUGGUACGAAGUUAGAUCUUCGUGAAGAUCGGGGAUAUUUUGCUGAUCACAUGGGAUCUAAUGUUAUAACAUCUGCUGAGGGGGAAGAACUAAGGAAACAAAUAGGUGCAGCUGCUUACAUUGAGUGCAGCUCGAAGACUCAACAGAAUGUCAAAGCAGUUUUUGAUACUGCAAUUAAGGUUGUCCUUCAACCUCCAAGGAGGAAAGAAAUGGCUAGUAAGAAAAGGCAUAGAAGGUCUGGCUGCUCAUUUGUAGGUAUUGUUUGUGGAGGCUGUGCUGCUUAAUGGUUUCACACAUCAGUUGCACCAUCACCUGCUUUUGAUAUGGAUGCUAUUUUGCAAAAGCUUCAAGGUCAAGUGUGGAUUCAUGGAAACUAAUUUUACAUAUUUAAAUGUAUCUUUAUUCUUGUAUUGUAAGAUAGUAUAUUAAGCUGGUUUCAGACUUUCAGUUCACAGACCCUAUUAGACACUGGAGGGAAUUUUUCAUUCUCUCACAUGUUACUGAGGGAUAUUGUGUUUAUAUAGUUACCAAUUUAUUAAGCCAAGAGAACCGUCACCUUUUAACUUGAAA